This is a messenger RNA of Clonostachys solani, 1014 nucleotides long. Lineage: Eukaryota; Fungi; Ascomycota; Sordariomycetes; Hypocreales; Bionectriaceae. The record is from the annotation of a GenBank genome assembly.
AUGUCUUUGGGAUUCUUCACCGUCCUCCGAGCUCAGUACAAAAAUCUGCCAAUCUCCUUGAAGAAGGAAGAUUGUGCAGGGAAAACCUAUAUUGUCACUGGUUCCAACACUGGCCUGGGCUUCGAAUGUGUGAAGCAUCUCGCUGCCAUGGGCGCUGGGCAGAUAAUUAUGGGAGUGCGUAAUACUUCCUCUGGAGAAAAGGCCAGGGCUACUAUUGAAAGCCAAACCGGGUGUUCAAAGAGUGUGAUUGAAGUUUGGCAUAUGGAUCUCUCCAAGCUCGAAACCGUCAAGUCGUUCGUCGAGAAAAUCAAAGGAUUGGACAGAGUCGACGGAAUCGUUGAAAAUGCUGCUGUGGCAAUGGGCGAAUGGGUCGUUCCAAACAAGAAGGAUGGUCUGGAGAUGAAUGUGGCGGUGAAUGUGAUCGGAACUAUCUACAUGGCGGUGCUGCUCAUCCCCUUUCUCCGGGAGAUGGGGAAGCAGCACGAGGCAGAUGUGCCUAUCACCAUCAUCGGCAGCAUUGUGGCGCUUUCUCCAGAGGCGAGAUCAUGUUAUGAUAAGCUUGGUUCUGGUAACAUUUUGGAAGAUGUCGCCGAUCAGGCGAAGUGGGAACCCUAUCCAUUCUCCAAAUUUCUCUUAUACAUGUUUUUGAGAGAGUUGGCCCAUCGCACGCCCGUCACGAAAUCCGGCGUCAUCGUUAAUUUCGUGAGCCCCGGAAUUUGCUACACGGAACUCGACCGCAAUGCUCAUGGCCCUGUUGGUCGACAAGUCAAAAUGGCUCGAAUGAUCAUGGGCCGAACCGCCGAGAUGGGGAGCCGUACUUUACUUCAUGGCCUGGUUGCUGGGAGGGAAAGCCACGGAAAAGUGCUUUCGGAAUGCGAAAUCAAGGACUACUUUGUGCCCGAUUGGAUGAAGGAUGAAAAGGCUCUAGCAAUCGGCAAUCGAAUUUGGGAAGAGGUCUCUGCGAAGCUUGAGCAGUUGGACCCGGGGUGCAUGGAAGCUGUUGCAAAUUAUUAG